AUGGUUAGGCCUGAGUAUUCUUCCCCCCCUGAUAUUUUUUAUAACGAAGAUGAAGCCAAAAAAUAUGUAAGAAAUUCGAGAAUAAGGGAUAUUCAGUCUCAAAUGACUGAACGAGCAGUUGAACUGCUUGUGCUUCCAGAUAAUCCAUGCUUACUGUUAGACAUUGGAUGUGGCUCAGGAAUAAGCGGAAUGACUCUGAAUGAAUUCGAUCAUUUUUGGAUAGGAAUAGACAUUAGCAUUCAUAUGAUAAAAGCAGGUUUGCAGAAUGAAGCCCAUCACGGAGGGGAUAUGAUUUUAGCAGACAUGGGAAAAUUAAUGAGGUUCCAAUCGUGUAUUUUUGACGGAGUGGUCAGCAUAUCUGCUCUGCAGUGGUUAUGCAAUUGGGACAAAAAGGAUGAAAAUCCAAAAUUGAGAAUUAGCACAUUCUUUAAGUGGUUAUAUAACUGCAUGAAAAGAGGAGCCAGAGCGGUGUUUCAAUUUUAUCCAGACUCGGCAGAACAAAUUGAGACCCUAACAAGCUUUGCUAUGAAAGCGGGUUUUGGUGGCGGUGUUGUUGUUGAUUAUCCAAAUUCGGCUAAAUCGAAAAAGUACUAUUUGUGCUUAUGGACAGGAUCUGCGGUUGUUUCCCAUCUUCCGGAGCCCUUGGAACAUGAGGAAGAAAAUUAUAAUUCGAACACAGCGAGGAGAAAUAAUAAGGGAACUAAAAAGAAAAUAAAAAAAAAUAAGGAGUGGAUUUUGAAGAAAAAGAAUCAGAGAAGAAUGAAAGGGCUCGAUGUGAAGAGGGAUAGCAAAUAUACUGGAAGGAAGAGGAAAGGGAAGUUUUGA
Plasmodium gonderi is the source of this 825-nucleotide messenger RNA. RefSeq names its product S-adenosylmethionine-dependent methyltransferase. Gene Ontology annotation, cellular component: nucleolus. NCBI's taxonomy places the organism in Eukaryota, Apicomplexa, Aconoidasida, Haemosporida, Plasmodiidae. The record is from RefSeq and is a predicted model, not a curated record. Gene Ontology annotation, molecular function: rRNA (guanine) methyltransferase activity. Bases 1 to 825 code for a protein of 274 amino acids. Gene Ontology annotation, biological process: rRNA (guanine-N7)-methylation. The transcript is spliced from 10 exons.